Dermochelys coriacea (leatherback sea turtle) is the source of this 2212-nucleotide messenger RNA. RefSeq names its product ADP ribosylation factor like GTPase 4C (gene ARL4C). The coding region runs from base 598 to 1176 and encodes 192 amino acids. The record is from RefSeq and is a predicted model, not a curated record. Gene Ontology annotation, molecular function: GTPase activity; GTP binding. The transcript has a single exon. Gene Ontology annotation, biological process: intracellular protein transport; endocytic recycling. NCBI's taxonomy places the organism in Eukaryota, Metazoa, Chordata, Testudines, Dermochelyidae. Gene Ontology annotation, cellular component: cytoplasm.
AGGGGGGGGGGCUGUCGUUGCCCUUUAAAGGCACCUCCCUCGCCGGCGCCGGCGUGUGCCGGGGGCGGGGUUUGAUGGAUUGAACUGCGGCUGCUGUUCCAAGCCGGCGCCGGCGCUUCAGAGCCGAGGGGGCAGGCGGAGCGGAGCGGAGCGGAGCGGAGCGGCGCGGCGCUCCCGGGGCUCAGCGCGCCUCCUCUGGGGCCGGGACCCCGGCAUGAGCGGGGCGGGCGCCGCUCGGAGGACUUGAUCUGGGGCUGCGGGCUGCGGGCUGCGUGUCUCCCAGCCGCCCCCACGGAGCAGGGGAAGGAGGGGACCCGACAGGCGGUUGCCGAGCGGUCUGAUGGCCCCGCCGGCUCCCAGCGCGGAGCCCGGGCCGAUCGCGCCCUUGCCGCGCUGAUUGCAGCUCCGGCCCCUUGGCUUCCCCCGGGGGGGCGGCUGCUGAGAUCGCGCCCUGGGGGGUUGCUGCGGCGCUAGAGCCCCGACGCGACGGGUAGGGGCGCGCUAUAAAAAAAAAAAAAGCCUCCCCCUCCCCGUUUUCGAAACCCCUCCUGUGGCCUCGCCUGAGUCUAGCUGCGCCGACGGCGGAGGGGGGGGGCCAUGGGGAACAUCUCCUCCAACAUCUCCGCUUUCCAGUCCCUGCACAUCGUCAUGCUGGGCUUGGACUCGGCCGGCAAGACCACCGUCCUCUACCGCCUCAAGUUCAACGAGUUCGUCAACACGGUGCCCACCAUCGGCUUCAACACCGAGAAGAUCCGGCUGAGCAACGGCACGGCCAAGGGCAUCAGCUGCCACUUCUGGGACGUGGGCGGCCAGGAGAAGCUGCGGCCGCUCUGGAAGUCCUACAGCCGCUGCACCGACGGCAUCAUCUACGUGGUGGACUCGGUGGACGUGGACCGGCUGGAGGAGGCCAAGACCGAGCUGCACAAGGUGACAAAGUUCGCCGAGAACCAGGGCACCCCCUUGCUAGUCAUCGCCAACAAGCAGGACCUGCCCAAGUCCCUGCCUGUGGCCGAGCUGGAGAAGCAGCUGGCGCUGCAUGAGCUCGCCCCCUCCACCACCUACCACGUCCAGCCCGCCUGCGCCAUCAUCGGCGAGGGCCUCACCGAGGGCAUGGACAAGCUCUAUGAGAUGAUCCUCAAGCGCAGGAAGUCCCUCAAGCAGAGGAAGAAACGAUAACCGCCAGGACCCAACCCCGCUAGCAUGAAACAUUGCCGGGCACCCCGGCCUCCCUAGGCGCCCCCAAUGGGCGCCUGCGUCUAGACGGGCGCUCGGCUCCCCGUUGCCUUUCAUCGGGUCGCCACUGCCGUUAACUUGCUGGCAAGACUAGGAGGUGGGCGAGGCUGGCGUCAGGGGGAAGAGGCUGCUGUAACCCCUUCCAGGACGAUCAGAUCAGCUGGCAUCUGAGCUUGGGAGGGAAUUGCCUUUCCCUUUGAAAUUGGAGUAUUUGCGGUGGAGCUUGAUGCAACAGGGCUGGCCUCUGUGAAACUGAGCUUGAAUUUGCUCCUGUCUGUGGAUCUUAAAGUGUGUGUGUUUGGGGGGGGGGGGGGGGAUACUGCUUCAGGAAGCAUUGGAUGCUGAGGUAUCUGUUUGUGGUUGGAAAACUGCGGUAGGAAAUCACAGGCCAAUACAUCUGGCUGAAUGGCGGAUAGGUAAGGUGAGCCUCUUGGGAGAACUGCUUUUCAGGUUGCACCAGACCCCCCCUUCUCCCCCCCCACCCCCUUUUGGAUUCAGUUCAUGUGUGGGUCAUUAUCACACACAAAAUCCGACCAACAAAACUACCAAGCCCGGGAAUGAAUGAAUGAUACACUACUGCUUGCAGUAGCUGUGUGUGCUGAAUGGGAAUGCGCAGUUGUUUCAACUGAGGGUGCCCAUCCUAUUUUAAAAACAGUCUAUCCAAGGACAGAAAUGUAUUGAUCCACAGGAGAUUUAAAGCUAUAUAGCCAGCUGGAUGGCUUGUAACCAUCUGUUGAUUGGUGCUGAGUUUUAAAUUGUUUGCUAAAAGGGGUUCUGUGUGAAUUUUUGCCAUGAAGGGUUCUCAAGCAUCUUUUUCAUUUUCAAAGUUUUUUUUUUUUAAACAGACUCUAUCCUGUAGCAAUGGUAAGCAGUAGGUUUUGCUACUUUAUUGCUGUAGUCUACAGGUGGAGACAUGUUUGGAUUAUCUAAUUUGGUUCAAUCUGGUUGGUUGAUUCAAUCUGUGCACUCCAUUUAAAAA